GUCCCUUUAAUUGUUUUUUGGCUCUUCUAUCGCCCAUCGCUUGGGAGAUUAAAGUCUGAACUUUUUGAUCUCAAGCUUCUCCAUCUCUCCCUCAACUCAAGCUCCUGAUGGCGAGCAAUAUCAUCUUGUUCGAGGAUAUCUUCGUGGUCGAUCAGUUAGACCCUGAUGGCAAAAAGUUCGAUAAAGUUACUCGCGUUCAAGCUACGAGCCACAACUUGGAAAUGUUUAUGCAUUUAGAUGUUAAUACAGAGGUUUAUCCAUUGGCUGUUGGUGAUAAGUUCACACUUGCGUUGGCUCCUACGCUGAAUCUCGAUGGAACCCCUGAUACCGGUUAUUUUACUCCGGGAGCAAAGAAAACACUUGCCGAUAAGUAUGAAUACAUAAUGCACGGGAAGCUUUACAAGAUCUCUGAGCGUGACGGCAAAACUCCAAAAGCAGAGCUAUAUGUUUCGUUUGGCGGCCUCCUGAUGUUGCUUAAGGGAGAUCCAGCUCACAUUUCUCACUUCGAACUCGACCAGAGGCUCUUCCUACUCAUGAGGAAGCUGUGAGGUGCCAUUUUUUCGGAUAAAAACUGAAUUAAUAGAGAGCUUGAUCUAAUGUUUAACUUUUACUACUUCAACUCUUGCAAUUUUCAUGAAGCAACUCUUGUGCAAAAGCAAGUUUUUCCGUUCCGUUUUAAAUCCCAUUCCACAAAUUGACUGCUCCGGUCCGGUGAAAUGUACUAUUUGUAGCUCUAAGCUAUUGAUGAAGAUAAGCAAUUGAGACCAAGAACAUAACAAAAAACACAGACAAAGACACAGUUUUUUUUUUGGUCAAGGACACAGUUUUGUUUCUUCUCUAACCAAUUUUCACUACACUCUUAUCUUCUAACAACAAUAUGAAGCAAUAAAGCUCGAAAAAU
Arabidopsis thaliana (thale cress) is the source of this 901-nucleotide messenger RNA. It is a transcript of the gene NRPB8A, whose product is annotated as RNA polymerase Rpb8. Lineage: Eukaryota; Viridiplantae; Streptophyta; Magnoliopsida; Brassicales; Brassicaceae. Gene Ontology annotation, cellular component: RNA polymerase II, core complex; RNA polymerase V complex; nucleus. The record is from RefSeq and is marked reviewed. The transcript is spliced from 5 exons. Gene Ontology annotation, biological process: DNA-templated transcription. Gene Ontology annotation, molecular function: DNA-directed RNA polymerase activity. The coding region runs from base 108 to 548 and encodes 146 amino acids.